AUGUCGGCAAUGCUGUGCGCUGUAGAUGGAUAUUCAAACUUCUUGGAGGCAAACAUGAUCAAGUUUCUCUACAAAGCCUGGAGCUUCCCUUUACUUCAUUAUCAUGCGCUUUCUUUUCUUCUUCUCAUCUCCUCCAUCAGUGGCGCUCUUUCAGCCCCCCUUCCCUCUACUCAAGCAUUGGCUACAAAUUCCACCCAAAUAGUGCCUCGUCAUGCGCCAGAGGAAUGGCCUCAACUACAUGCACGCGCAAAUUCCCAACGUCAACUUCUCAAUCAAAGGAUACAACAAGGUUGGAGUGCCGCCUAUGUGGCAGAAUUUGGAAAGACACCUCCGGCGUAUUCGUUUGUGUCUCAGGGACCUCUACACGCUCAUCAAUGGAAGGCGUCGAUCACGCUUACCAAAUUGAACGGAGCAACACAGGUAAUUAGUGGGUCAGCAAAUUGGCAUGCCACAAAGGAUGCGGCAAAGGAAGAUGCAGCAACCUCUGCUGUGACCUGGCUGAAUCUUCACUAUCCUUGA
Molecule: messenger RNA, 519 nt
Organism: Serendipita indica DSM 11827
Lineage: Eukaryota; Fungi; Basidiomycota; Agaricomycetes; Sebacinales; Serendipitaceae
Source: the annotation of a GenBank genome assembly